Messenger RNA from Pestalotiopsis fici W106-1, 870 nucleotides. RefSeq names its product Molecular chaperone Hsp31 and glyoxalase 3. The record is from RefSeq and is a predicted model, not a curated record. The transcript has a single exon. NCBI's taxonomy places the organism in Eukaryota, Fungi, Ascomycota, Sordariomycetes, Amphisphaeriales, Sporocadaceae. Gene Ontology annotation, molecular function: protein deglycase activity. The coding region runs from base 1 to 870 and encodes 289 amino acids.
AUGGCCGCCAAAUCAGACCGCGCCCCUGUCCCAGAUCCAGCUGAACAGGAUGCCUUCUUUCCGUCAAAGUACUCCUUGUCACAAUACGUUUCACCUAAAACUGAUUUCGACGGCGCAGACUAUCCCAAUGCCUACACCGGGAACAAAUGGAAGGUUCUCCUCAUCGCCACACAGGAGCGCUACCUGGAAAUGGCGGGAGGUGAAUUCUUUUCUACGGGCAACCAUCCCGUAGAAAUGUUGCUUCCCAUGAUCCACCUCGAUGCUGCCGGGUUUGACAUUGACAUUGCCACCAUCUCUGGCGACUCGGUCAAGUUUGAAGUCUGGGCUUUCCCCAAGGAGGACGAGGCCGUCAAGCGCAUCUAUGAAAAGUACAAGAACAAGAUUCGCAAACCCCUCAAGCUCGAAGAGGUUUGGGGCAACGGCUUCACCACCGACACGCCAUACCUAGGCGUGUUCAUUCCAGGCGGCCAUGGCGUCUUGAACGACGUUCCAGCCUCUCCCACGGUCGGCAAGAUCUUGCGAUGGGCUCUCGACAACCAACGCUACUACAUUUCCCUCUGCCACGGACCGGCCAGUAUGCUGGCUGCCGAUGUUGGCAAUGGUCCGGGAAGCAAGUCCAUUUUUGACAAUUACGAAAUUGUCGUGUUUCCUGACUCUCUAGACACGGGCGCCAACAUCGAAAUGGGCUACAUUCCAGGCAAAAUGCCCUGGCUAGUUGCUGACCGUUUGCGGGAACGGGGUGUCAAGGUACUCAAUUCGGAUAUUACUGGAAAAGUACAUCGAGACCGUUGUGUUCUCACUGGAGACUCGCCGUUGGCCUCGAACAAUCUCGGCAAACUGGCUGCCACGACUCUGCUCAACGCAGUCUAG